GGCACAUUAAAAUGGCAAUUUCUCGUGUUGGUAAAAUUCUUACCUUUAGGCCCUUCGCACGCGUCCAACAGUCCAUGAGGCUAUUCUCUUCCACACCCAUGGUUUAUGUGGAUAAAAACACAAAAAUCAUAUGCCAAGGACUUACUGGGAAACAGGGAUCUUUGCACGCUGAAGGAUGCAUGAAUUAUUACAACACUAAGUUCGUUGGUGGUGUUAACCCCAAGAAGGCUGGUACCAUGUGGCAAUGCUCAGAAGGCAAACAUUCGCUCCCAGUCUACUCAUCAGUAGCAGAGGCAAAGAAAGAAACUGGAGCAGAUGCUACAGUGAUAUUUGUGCCACCGCCAAGUGCAGCUGGAUCCAUUAUUGAAGCGGUGGAAGCUGAAAUGCCACUCAUCAUAUGCAUCACUGAAGGAAUUCCACAGCACGAAAUGAUCAAAGUCAAGUCAAUUAUAAGCGAUCCGGCGUGCAAAUCUAAACUUAUUGGACCGAACUGUCCAGGUAUUAUUAAACCUGAAGAAUGCAAAAUUGGUAUCAUGCCUGGACAUAUUCAUAAAAGGGGGUGCAUAGGAAUUGUAAGUAGAAGUGGUACACUAACGUAUGAAGCUGUGACGCAAACUACAAGCAACGGACUGGGACAAUCUGUCUGUAUUGGCAUUGGUGGAGAUCCAUUUGGUGGGCUCACCUUCAUCGAUGUGUUGAAGAAGUUCGUUGAUGAUCCACAAACAAAAGGAAUCAUGCUUAUUGGAGAGAUUGGUGGUAACGCCGAAGAAGAUGCCGCGGAAUGGAUCAAGGCAAAUCCCACCGAUAAACCCAUUGUAGCACUCAUAGCCGGCACAUGCGCCCCUCCAGGAAGGAGAAUGGGACAUGCUGGUGCCAUUAUAAGCGGAAAUACAGGAACCGCUCAAGGGAAAAUCAAGGCCUUACGGGACGCUGGAGUAGUGGUGGCUGAGACACCUGCGCUACUAGGAUCCACCAUGAAGAAAGAACUUAUUAAAUGAUU
Molecule: messenger RNA, 1000 nt
Organism: Babesia bovis T2Bo
Lineage: Eukaryota; Apicomplexa; Aconoidasida; Piroplasmida; Babesiidae
Product: succinyl-CoA synthetase alpha subunit family protein
Exons: 4
Coding region: 12-998 (328 amino acids)
Biological process (GO): tricarboxylic acid cycle
Cellular component (GO): mitochondrion; succinate-CoA ligase complex (ADP-forming)
Molecular function (GO): succinate-CoA ligase (ADP-forming) activity; succinate-CoA ligase (GDP-forming) activity
Source: RefSeq, a predicted model, not a curated record